Molecule: messenger RNA, 1527 nt
Organism: Talaromyces amestolkiae
Lineage: Eukaryota; Fungi; Ascomycota; Eurotiomycetes; Eurotiales; Trichocomaceae
Exons: 1
Coding region: 1-1527 (508 amino acids)
Molecular function (GO): iron ion binding; oxidoreductase activity, acting on paired donors, with incorporation or reduction of molecular oxygen; heme binding
Source: RefSeq, a predicted model, not a curated record
AUGUCUCUCAAUCUUUAUUAUCACAUCGUGCUUCUGUUGCUGUCUGGCUUUCUAUUUUUCGCUGUCUGGCAAAGCAGGAAGUCAUCCUCGAAACUGCCGCCGGGGCCACGAGGUCUUCCGCUUAUCGGUAACAUACACCAAGCUCCCAGACGCGAUCCCUGGAAAACGUUCAACUUAUGGGCAGAAGAAUAUGGUCCUAUCUUCAGCUUGAAGUACGGUCAGAGGAUUGUGAUCGUUCUUGGUUCUCAUAAAACCGCUUCGGAUCUCUUCUCCGCGCGGACGAAAAUCUACAGCUCACGCCCUAUUAUCAGAAUACAAGAGUACCUCACCAAGGGCAUGCAUAUGGGCGUAAUGCAGUAUACUCCGGAGUGGAUGAAGCUGCGUAAAACACACACCUUCCUUCUUAGUCCACAUUACUGCGCUCGUUACCGGCAAUUGCAGGAUCUUGAGAGUAUGCAGUUGAUUUAUGAUAUGCUCGAAACGGACUCGUUUAGCAAGCAAUUCCGUCGCUAUACGGCGAGUUUGGGUUUUGCACUGGCCUACGGCACGAGAAUACAACGGGAUGAUGCGGAAGAAAUAGAUCAGAUCGAGAGAAUCGCAAAAGUCACUGACAGAUUUUUCAGCCACGGGAUCAGUCUAGUUCUUGAGAUGUUUCCUUGUGUUCAUGACUUGUGGCCUGUUAUGCUUCCUCUGCAAAAAAUCUGCGACGCUUUUCACCAAUCUACAGUCGAGUAUUUCACAACAUGCAUGCGUGCUGCGCUGCAAAAAGGGUCCUGGAAUUGGAUAAACGCGGCCCUAGAAUUUCCCGAUACUCAAACCAUGUCAGAAAUUACUCGCGUCUACAACAUCGGCGUUCUUCAGGAAGCCGCUCUGGAAACGACACAAUCUGCGUUGAAUGCGUUUGUGCUAGCAAGUGUGCUUAAUCCAGCAGCCGUCUGUAAAGUGCAAGAAGAAUUAGACAAAGAAGUUGGAGAUUCGCGUUUACCGGGAUUUGACGAUAUGACCAGCCUACCUUAUACCCAAGCAUUUAUAAAGGAAACACUGCGCUGGUGCCCAGUGGCCCCUCUGGGGGCUCCACACUCCAAUACUGAGGUCGAUGAGUACAUGGGCUAUGAGAUCCCCAAGGGUGCGGUCAUCGUUCCCAACAUCUGGGGAAUGCAUAGAGAUCCUGAGAUUUAUCAUCGCCCUAACGACUUUCUUCCUGAGAGAUGGCUCGAACAGCCAGACCUUCCAUUGAGCGUGUUUGGAUUCGGAAAGAGAAUCUGUGUCGGACAGGAGCUCGCCAUGAAUUCGCUCUUCAUUAUCGUCUCUCGGAUGCUUUGGGCUUUUCAGAUAUCCCCUGCCUCCGUUGGCGGCAGAAAUGUCGCGAUAGAUCCGGAAAACAUGAUUCAAAGUAUAAUAUCCGGACCAUCGCCUUUUGAAGCCUCUUUCACUGUCCGAGACUCUCUCCGCGCCCAAAUCAUAAGAGUGAAAUGGAUUUCAAGCACAGCAGCCCUUGAUGUACCAAAUUUCCCACUUAUGGAUUAA